AUGGCAAGAAAGUCUGGAUUGAAAAAUCAGGGGAACAAGCAUGGAAAUGGUAAGUCGAAACCUCGAGGUCCAUCAUCUGACUCUCAAGCUCUAAAAAUUCGCUCAUUGGAGGAAGUUCUUGGGGUGGAAGAGAUUGAUUUUGGCAUUGAGAAUGAAGUGCUGACGCCUAAAUCGAGUUUGCAGCAUCUCCAAAUUCGCUCUGAAUUGCGACAUUCUUUCAAUGAUUACUUGCAAGCAAUACACAAUUCCAAUGGUAUUGCGAGUCGAACUCAAUCCAGAAGCAAUUUGGACGUAGGUACAAUCCCUAUUUUACUUGAUCAAACUGUUGAUGAUUACUCUGAUGAUGAUUCGAUUAAUACUGUGAUUGAUAAUGAUGUUGUGAAUAAUGUUGAAUCUAUGGAUGUGAAUGAUGUUGAUCCUAUUAUUGAGACUGAGUCUAAUAAUCCUGUAGAAAUCGAGUUGGAAGAUAUUCAGGAAGAGGUUGAGUUUUGGAUGUCAGCUGUAGUUUGCUAUGUUGUGGGUGCUAAUCCUCCCAUUAAUGUUAUGGAGGGAUUCAUUAGGCGUAUCUGGAAACACUUAAAUGUUGACAAAGUUGUUAUGGUGAAGAGGGGUGUAUUCAUUGUUCGAUUCUUAACCAUGGACUCUAGGGAUAAGGUCUUAGAUGGCCAUUACUUCUUUGAUAACAAACCCCUAAUAAUGAAGCCAUGGAACUCUGAUAUGGACAUGGACAAAGAGGAGGUGAAAUCUGUGCCUAUUUGGGUGCAAUUGAAGCUUGGCUUCAAAUACUGGGGGGAGAGAGCUCUAUUCAAAAUCAUUAGUCAAAUAGGGAAGCCUAUUAAGAGGGAUCAAGCUACACUAAACAGGGAUAAGUUGCAAUUUGCUCGAGUGAUGGUGGAUGUUCCACUAUCUAAGGAGCUUCCUGAUUGUAUUUCUUUUAGAGAUGAGAAUGGCUUGAUGGUGAAUGUAGGAUUGUACUAUGAAUGGAGGCCUACAUUGUUUUCCAAAUGCAAGAUGAUAGGGCACUUGCAGGAAGAGUGUAGACAGGGCAAAUCUAAAAGAGUAUGGGUGCAGAAGGCCAAGCAGGUGCAGCCAGAUGCUACAUUGCAUACUGUUACAAGUCCAGUGGUGGAUCCAGAAGGGUUUCAAAGAUCUAUAAGACCUAUUAGAUUCAGAACAUCUCCAAGGGAACCAGUAAGAACAUCCAAUGUAUUUCAGAUUCUGGAUACUAGACUAAAUGGAGAUGUAGGGGUGAGUGGUGAUGAUAACAUUGCUACAUGGAAUGUCAGAGGCCUUAACUCACUUCAGAAGCAGAAUGAAGUUAAACAUUUCAUUCAGAAAUAUGAGGUGGGGUUAGUGGGGCUUCUGGAGCAUAAGGUGAAGCUGCCUAAUUUGGGUAAGCUUUAUCAGAAAGUGUUUGUAAAAUGGUGUUUCACUAGUAAUGCUAGCUAUCACCCUGGUGGUAGAAUAGUUGUUGCCUGGAAGGCUGGUAGUUUCAAUGUCAAUAUAGUUGCUGUAUCUAGUCAAUUUUUACAUUGUCAUAUUACUCCUGUUAGUGGUAUGCCUGCUUUUUUCUGCACCUUCAUUUAUGCUCAUAAUGAAGCUGGAUUGAGACAGGAUCUCUGGAGAGAUUUAAAUUUGAUUCAUACUGCUGCCCCUUGGAUUUUAUGUGGGGAUUUUAAUUGUUUCAUGGCUCCUGAGGAAAGGAUAGGUGCUCCUGUUAAGCAGUGUGAUAUUGUGGAUAUGUAUGGGUGUAUACAUAGUUGUGGUAUGGAGGACUUGAAGAGUGUAGAAGUCUGUUUCUUACCUGAGGGUCAGUUUGAUCAUUCUCCAGAUUUGCUUACUAUUGGGGGGAGUAAAAUGUUUACAGUUGUUAGCAAGUUGGAAAGAGUUAAGCUUGCCCUCAAGAAGUUGAACAAGAAUGGUUUUACUGAUGUGCAAGCUGCUGAUUUGAAAGCUCCACAUGAGCUCAUUGAAGCUCAAGAAGCUAUGCAUAAAGAUCCCACUAAUCUGGAAUUAGCUGAUGCUGAGUUGAGAGCUAUUCAGGAUUAUAAAGAUAAGCAUAAGAUAUAUUUAGAUAUCCAUUAUAUGGGUGGUGUAUGGAAGGAUAAUCCUACUAAGGUUGCUGAUGCCUUUCUAGAUUAUUACAAGCAGCUUUUGGGGAGUAAUCAUGAGUCUAGAACUCUAGUUUUGAAAAAGGUGGUGCAGUUAGGUCCUGUGUGCCAAGCGCACCACAAAGAAAUUCUGAAUGCAAAUUACACUGCAGAUGAAAUUAGGGCUGCUCUUUUCUCUAUUCCAGGAGCCAAGGCACCUGGUCCAGAUGGUUUUGGUUCUCAUUUUUACAAAGACUCUUGGCAUUACAUACAAGAUUCUCUCCUUUACAGAUUGCUUGAUCUUACUCACCACAUGCUGCACAGUUGGGACAGAAGCAUUCCAGAAACUGCUGUUUCUACUUUGCCAAAUGAAGUACACUGCUGCUGCCAAGGUUGCAUAGACAACUUGCUUCCUGAAUUUUGUCAAUCUACUAUGACUUGUCACUCUCAGAAGCUGGAGUAG
This is a messenger RNA of Spinacia oleracea (spinach), 2553 nucleotides long. RefSeq lists its product as uncharacterized. Lineage: Eukaryota; Viridiplantae; Streptophyta; Magnoliopsida; Caryophyllales; Amaranthaceae. The transcript is spliced from 6 exons. The record is from RefSeq and is a predicted model, not a curated record. Bases 1 to 2553 code for a protein of 850 amino acids. Gene Ontology annotation, molecular function: catalytic activity.